GCGUGGUCUCGUGCUCUUCGUGCGGGUCUGCUGUGAACAUGGCUGUUUGCUGCACCGAGAUGGUGCUGGCCGCUCUGGGGCUGUUCAGUGUCUGUGCGGCCAGCAGCUCCGGAUCCGGGGCUUCGGGAAAGGAGGGUGGGGAAGCAGAGUGGAUGGAGCCGUGGGACGGCACGGUUUUCCGGCCACCAGCUGCGCUAGGCGCCGUGGGAGUGGCGCGCGGGCCGGAAUCUCCGUCGCCAGGGAGCACUGAGACGGCGGACCUACCGGUACUGCUGUGGUGGAGCCCAGGCCUGUUUCCACACUUUCCGAGCGACUCCGAGCGCAUAGAGUGUGCCCUCGGUGCAUGCGUGGCGUCCCGGGACCGGCGGGCGCGCGCCGACCCACGGACGCGCGCACUGCUCUUCUACGGCACGGACUUCCGUGCAGCCGACGCACCCCUGCCACGCUUGGCUCACCAGAGCUGGGCACUCCUGCACGAGGAAUCGCCUCUCAACAAUUUCUUGCUGAGCCACGGCCCUGGCAUUCGCCUCUUCAACCUCACGUCUACCUUUAGCCGUCACUCGGACUACCCACUGCCGCUGCAAUGGUUGCCCGGGGCUGCCUAUUUGCUCCGGCCUGCGCCUCCGCUCCGAGAACGCGCCGAAUGGCGUCGCCGCGGGUACGCGCCGCUGCUCUACUUGCAGUCCCACUGCGAUGUGCCCGCGGACCGCGACCGCUACGUACGGGAGCUCAUGCGCUACAUUCCGGUGGAUUCCUAUGGCAAGUGCCUUCAGAACCGCGAGCUGCCCACUGUGCGGUUACAGGACACAGCCACAGCCACCACCGAGGAUCCAGAACUCUUGGCCUUUUUGUCCCGCUAUAAGUUCCACUUGGCCCUGGAAAAUGCCAUCUGCAGUGAUUACAUGACAGAAAAACUGUGGCGCCCUAUGCAUCUGGGUGCUGUGCCUGUGUAUCGCGGUUCACCCUCUGUGAGGGACUGGAUGCCCAAUAACCACUCCCUCAUCCUAAUUGAUGACUUCGAGUCCCCUCAAAAGCUGGCAGAAUUUAUUGACUUUCUGGACAAAAAUGAUGAAGAGUAUAUGAAAUACUUGGCGUAUAAGCAACCAGGGGGCAUCACCAACCAGUUUCUUCUGGAUAGCCUGGAGCACAGGGAGUGGGGAGUGAACGAUCCUAUGUUACCUAACUACCUCAAUGGCUUCGAGUGUUUCGUCUGUGACCAUGAACUGGCUCGGCUGGAAGCCGAGAAGGCACAUAUAUCCUCUCCUGGGGACAUUCCUGUCCCCGAGCCUCACAUUGCCCAGCCCUCACACAUGAACUGUCCGAUGCCUACUCCUGGCUUUGGCAAAGUCGAAGAGAUUCCUGAGAAUGACAGCUGGAAGGAAAUGUGGCUACAGGAUUAUUGGCAAGGUCUCUAUCAGGGGGAAGCUCUCACUGCCAUGAUCCACAACAAUGAAACACAACAGAGGAAAUUUUGGGAUUACGUACAUCAGAUCUUCAUGAAAAGAAAUAAAAAUCUCUAACUGCUCUUGCAAAAACCUUGA
Messenger RNA from Phodopus roborovskii (desert hamster), 1541 nucleotides. RefSeq names its product fucosyltransferase 11 (gene Pofut4). The transcript has 3 exons. The coding region runs from base 39 to 1520 and encodes 493 amino acids. Gene Ontology annotation, molecular function: alpha-(1->3)-fucosyltransferase activity. NCBI's taxonomy places the organism in Eukaryota, Metazoa, Chordata, Mammalia, Rodentia, Cricetidae. Gene Ontology annotation, cellular component: Golgi membrane. The record is from RefSeq and is a predicted model, not a curated record.